AGUGGCAACACAAUAAACACUUGUGGAGGUGUGCGGUAUACUUUGAAGUUGUGGUCACACUGUCGGCACAUUGCAGCAAUCUCCAUGGCAUCGGACAAUAUAAACGAUCUUUUUGAUGAUAUCUUACUGAUUGAGGAGACACACGCACGUUUAGGCUACGAGGAGGGUAUCAGAGACGGCUCUACUCAGGGCAAUCAGGAGGGCUACCAGCUGGGCUAUGCCCAGGGCGUGCAACUAGGCGAGGAAUUGGGUGGCAUUUACGGACAAGUGGUGGCUCAACAGCAACUGGAGCAUACAGAGAAGGUGCAGCGUACGCUGCAGCAAUUACGUACGCUAAUCGAUCAGUUUCCCCGCAACAACGAUCCCGAGGCAGACAUCAUUGGCUCGGUGGAGCUCAUACGCAACACGCAUCGACGGCUUACAGCGUUGCUUGGCACAAAGAAAGGCCGCAGUACUCAGGAGCUGCCAACGGGGGCUGAGCGCAAGGAUCUCAGUUUUUAG
Molecule: messenger RNA, 501 nt
Organism: Drosophila sulfurigaster albostrigata
Lineage: Eukaryota; Metazoa; Arthropoda; Insecta; Diptera; Drosophilidae
Product: protein LTO1 homolog
Exons: 1
Source: RefSeq, a predicted model, not a curated record